Salvia miltiorrhiza (redroot sage) is the source of this 717-nucleotide messenger RNA. Its product is annotated as protein MKS1-like. The transcript has a single exon. The record is from RefSeq and is a predicted model, not a curated record. Bases 69 to 602 code for a protein of 177 amino acids. Lineage: Eukaryota; Viridiplantae; Streptophyta; Magnoliopsida; Lamiales; Lamiaceae. Gene Ontology annotation, cellular component: nucleus.
CCCAUCAUUUUUCCAAAACUCUCGUUUCCGGCUCCAACCCCACACCAAUCUCCGCCGUCGCCGCCGCCAUGUCCGACGCCCCUUUGCGCCACUUCCCACGGCAGGAGCUCCACCUAGGUGGCCCCCGCCCGCCGCCGCUAAGCUUAAGUAAACAAUCCCGCAAGAUAAGCAAACAAAAGGCUGCGCCACCGCCGCCGCCAGCAGCAGCCGCAGAACCUAAAUCUCACCGCCGCCACCCUCCGCCGCCGCCCGUCAUAAUCUACACCGUCUCUCCCAAGAAAAUCCACGUCGACCCUAGCGAGUUCAUGACCAUCGUCCAACGUUUGACCGGGAACACUCCGCCGCCGCCGUCAUCUUCGGCUUUACGAGAAAAUGGCGGCGGAGUGUUCCCGGCGGCGCAGCCUGUUUCAAAUACGCAGUUUUCUGACGGCUGCGUUGAAACGUCACAAAAUUUAUUGUGGAAUGCAACCGAUAACACUCAUUUGAUGAAUACCGGUUUGCAUGGAAACAUAAAUCAGAAUAAUUUGCUGGAGAAUAAUUUGAUGAUGAACAUGCCUUCUUCAAGUGGUUUCGACGCUUUCAAUUAUUUGUUUGACAUUUAAUUAAUGAUUAAUGAUAAAUAUAGUACUGUAAAAAAUGUCAAACGAAACUUUUAGGAGCUGUUUCAAAUUUUAGUCAAUUCUUUUUUAUUAUUAAUCUAAUUUUAUUUUUGCUUAA